Cajanus cajan (pigeon pea) is the source of this 2829-nucleotide messenger RNA. Its product is annotated as Chaperone DnaJ-domain superfamily protein. The record is from RefSeq and is a predicted model, not a curated record. NCBI's taxonomy places the organism in Eukaryota, Viridiplantae, Streptophyta, Magnoliopsida, Fabales, Fabaceae.
GUGCGUAAGAAGGAAACGAGUAGCGUGCUUGAAAAAUCGAACAAAUUUGAAAAGUAACGAAACGUGUUCGCUUCUGGGUUGACCCUCCUUCGUUUUCACCUUAAUUUUUAGGGUUUCAUCUUCCUUUUCGCUCAUUCCCAAUUUCUCAAUCUCUCUCUCUAUCUCUCUCUGCUCCUCAGCUUCUACGCCUUCGAUUUCGAUUCAAUCACUCCCACUUGUUUUAUGGAGGUAUAGAUAGAUGAUGGGAAAAGGUGUUUCAAGGGAGAGCUUUCAACCCAAGACGUGCUCUGGGAAGAAAGAGAAUUUCAAAAAUGUUGUGUUCAUUGAUGAUGACAGUGAUCCAUUUGACGAUGUGGAGAUCAUAGAUUUCCCCGAGUUCAAGUCUAAGUCGCAUGGAUACGGUGCACCGAGUAGGGACAGGGUGCAUACACCGCAGAGUGUUAUCAGCAUUGAUGAUGAUGAUGAUGAUGAUGACGAGGAAAGUGAUGAUGCGGAGGCUCCUGGAAUUGUUGCUGGAGGUGUUGGGGAGUGGGAUAGCGAUGAGUCCUCCAGCAAAAGGCUUUCUCCGGACUCAAUGGCCAAGCGAAAUUCUAUACAUAUAGAUGUUGAUGCUGAAGUGCUAAAAAGUAGGAAAGCCAGCUCUGCAAAUGAUACUGGCAGAAAUCGCUAUGGUUUAAAUGGGUCUGGAAGUGAGUCAUCAGAUAGUGAUUGCUCCGAUUGCGAACUCAUGGAUCGUGAACAAUGGGAAAAGAUUUCACUUAAGAGAAAACGCUGUGUGUUUAAUGAUCAACCUUUUUAUGAUGACCAGCCUAGUUCUUCUGGAUUACAUUGUAAUAGUAAUGUUUACAUUGAUGUUGAUGACGAAUAUAGGACUGAACAGAAUGCUGGAGGCACAGAAGAUUCUGGUCCUGCCAAUGGUAAAUAUUUCAAGGAGUAUCAAUCUUCUUCUGUUAAGGGUGAUAGUCAAGUAGAUGGGAUAUAUUUUAAUCUUGGGGCAGAAAAUCCUAUCAAGGAUUCUGAUAAGAAAGUUGAGUGGGAAGAUUUUAAAUCUUCUUUAUUUGAAUCCACAGAGAAAAUGGAACAGUUGCAUGGGAGUUCUGAUAUUGAGCGUGGAAAAAGUACAAGCAGCAAAGAUUUCUCUUCCAGCACCCAGUUUAAAAACUACAAUUUCUGUAGUGGUGAUGCUGGUGUUUCAAGGUUCAUGAAAGAAUUCAGUGUUAAAGAGUCUAACUUUGUGAACUUGAGCCAAGAAGCAUCUGAGAGGCAAGUUAGCAAUACUGGAUCUGCACUGAAGAGUAAAUCUGACAAUUUAUCUGAAGUGAAUUCUGACUGUGCCACUGUUGAUGAAGAACAUGUUAAUUGUGAUGAGCUUGCUUUAAAGGAUCAAGAUUGUGGUCUUGUUGCUUUCAAUGACAAUAGAGAUAUAAUUAGUGAAAGAGAAAAGCUUAAGGAGACUGAUGAAUAUAAACAAGCAAUGGAAGAGGAAUGGGCAUCUAGGCAGCGACAAUUGCAAAUUCAGGCAGAGGAAGUGCAGAGAUUACGCAAAAGAAAAAAGGCUGAAAAGCGCUUACUGGAUAUGCAAAGAAGGCAAAAAGAACGCAUUGAAGAAGUGAGAGAGACCCAAAAGAAGGAUGAGGAAUUUAUGAACCUGAAAGAGAAAUUGCGGGUUGAAAUACAGAAGGGGCUUAAUCAAUUGGAGAUGCAAUGCCAUGAUAUGACCUCACUGCUUCGUGGCUUAGGAAUACAUGUGGGAGGAAGCUUUAUCCCUUUGCCCAAUGAGGUGCAAGCAGCCUAUAAACGUGCCCUGUUUAAGUUUCAUCCAGACCGUGCAUCAAAAACUGAUAUUCGUGCCCAGGUUGAGGCCGAGGAGAAGUUCAAGCUCAUCUCUCGGUUGAAGGAGAAGUUUUUGUUGACCUCAUGUCACUAAAUGCUUACAACUGAAUAAAUGUGGUUGUCGGUAUUUGGUGUUUUAAUUGAAGUGCUAUUACGUCAUAGGCUUAUUUGUUGGUAUUCUUAUUUUAACUGUAUUUAUUAGUCUCCCCUUCUUCCCCCCUAAAUUUACAGCAGAUAAUAGGUUAAUGGACUAGAAUAUGUGAAGAUCUUGUCUCUUAACAAAUGUUAAUAUUUUUUUGGGAAUGGACAGUAACAUUGAUAUUACUGUCCUCACCAUGCUAUUUAUUGGGCACACUUUUUUUUUUUUUUUUUUUUUUUAGGAAAAUACGUGCAUUAAAAUUGAGAGUUUGAGGCCUGCAUAACUUCCGCGAAAUCCGAUUCCAUCUAUACACACUCACUCAGGAAAAGAUGGGCCAAGAGAAGCCGAAAGAUGAGCUGGUUCACUAUCUGACCUACCAAACUUGUUAAAUGAUGAAAUUUCUUAAGGUAGCAAGCUGAUGGAAAGUCAUUCAAAAUUUUAAUCUUGUUUGGUCUGCCUUCAUUGCUCUUGAAACAGGAUACUACCAGUGGAGAAUCAGAUUCAACUCCUUCCACGUGACGUUGCAGUGUAGUAAUUGGAGAGACCCCAACAAAAUAGCAGCCACAUGGUCUUUGCACAACGCAACAAUAACGAAUUGUGCCAUUUGUAAAUCCAGUAACAACAUUAAUUUGUACCAGCUAAAACUAACGAGGGUUGGGAGUGAUUCCUCAAUGUUGUCGCCACGCAUAGGUGUCCUUAUCUUCCACAAGUUGUUCCAUAGAUCACCAUCCGGAGCAAAUUUAGUGUAUUUGUUUUGCCGUUAACAUGUUCUGGUGCAGGUUGUGGCCAAUCAGGAAAUCUUGUGACAUUGAGUUUACAAUUUGUGUGUGAAGCCUAAAAGAAAAUAUUCAUGCUGA